This is a messenger RNA of Acanthaster planci (crown-of-thorns starfish), 2386 nucleotides long. RefSeq names its product serine/threonine-protein phosphatase CPPED1-like. The record is from RefSeq and is a predicted model, not a curated record. Gene Ontology annotation, molecular function: hydrolase activity. NCBI's taxonomy places the organism in Eukaryota, Metazoa, Echinodermata, Asteroidea, Valvatida, Acanthasteridae.
CUAUUGGACAGUUGAGAAUGGCAGGGAACAGUGGCGCAGAUCAGCUGAGAAUUCGUGCUAAAAGCCGUCAGUAUGAAGGCUUUGACCGAGAGCACGAGGGCACGUGGCAGGGACCAUUCACGUUUAUCGCCUCGGCCGACCCCCAGUAUGGUCUGAUCGCUCGCUGGAAUAAACCAGGUGCGCUGGACUGGAAGGAAGAGGUGGAGCUGACUCGAAGGGGCGUCGACAAGAUUAAUAAGAUGAAGCCACGCCCACGAUUCGUUGUCAUCCUUGGAGAUAUGCUCGAUGCAAUGCCAGCUCGCCCGGGUCGAGACGAGCAGAAGGCUUCCUUUACGGAAGUAUUCAACAACCUCCAUCCCGAAAUCCCUCUCCUGCUUUUACCGGGAAAUCACGAACUAAGCGACACCCCGUCCAUGGAAGACAUCAAGUUGUACCGGGACACGUUCGGUGAUGACUUCUACGCGUUCUGGGUGGGAGGGGUGCGGUUUAUUGUUCUCAACAGCCAACUGUAUGUGGAUUCGAGUAAAUGUCAAGAGGCAAGGGAUGAACAGGAUUUGUGGCUGAACGAGCAGUUAGCGGACGUCCAGGCAUCUGGAUGUAAACACCUCGUAAUAUUCCAGCACACUCCAUGGUUUAUCAAAAGUCCAGAUGAAGACGAUGGAUAUUUCAACAUACCCAUUACUCACAGGUUGCCCGUUUUGGAGAGAUUCCUCACAGCUGGAGUGCGUAUUAUUUUCUGCGGUCACUACCAUCGCAACGCAGGGGGACUCUACAAAGGUAUGGAGGAAGUGGUGACGUCAGCAUGGGGCAUGCCUACUGGAGAGGACAAAUCUGGCCUGCGCGUUGUCAAGGUCACAGAGGAUUCCAUUUCUCAUCAGUACUACAGCGUUGACGACAUACCCUUUGAAUGCUAAUGAAAAAAGCCAACAAAAAGGCGCAGGCAAAAGUACACAAAACGGUACUUUAGGAAUUGGUUUUUGCGACAUUAAAGGAUUGGAUGUUCGGAUGAAUAUUAUUGACAUUUAGGAACAGAAUAUAAAUUGGCUCAUGCGGUAACACAGUAAUCAAGGUGCAGACUGACAGAAUGCGAGAGGCAAGAGAGGUCACUCUGAUAGAAACAAAGUUGGGAAGGAAAGGGACUACAAAUUCAGAAUCGGGAUGUUGCCGAUGUUACAUGACAUAUACGUCUAUCCGUCGUAUAUUCCAUCAGAAAUCAUGCAUUGUGUUUUCAUGUUAACAGAGAAACACAAGACUUCCGUUUGAGGAUUUCCACUCUAGCGACACAGUACUCAGAAAGGUGAAUACUGGUAGGACCUAUAUAAUAGAAAGUUUUCAUUGAACCACGAACGUCUUCCCAAAAUGCAUUAAUUUCUUUUCAAAAGAAUACAAGUCCAUAAUAAACUCCAGCUCUGAGAGGUGUAUUGUGCAUACAUUUCUGUUCUGUGUGAGCGAAAAGCUACAUUAAGUUUGGCUGGUUUUGCUAUGUUCGAAUUACACUGAGCUGAGGAGUGUUUGCUUAAAUUGCUAAACCUUUUGCUCGUUUAAUCAGCUAAUAAGUGUGGUAUAUGAAAUGUAAAAAGCAAUGUAUUAUCGUUUAGUAAGAAUUCUGCAAUAUAACAAUUCUAUCUACAGUAAUUUUAUUUUGGUUACAUAAUUUUGGUGCCAUCCAAACCCUCUAUCUCAAGGAAUUAAAUUAUACAUGUAUUGGCCCUAAGCUUACCGUUUGAUAUCUGUAUAAAUCCACCGGUUCUGCCCCCACAUUGAGAAUUGUCUGUUAUCCAUAGGUGUGGGAUUACCCUUGCUCUGUCUACAGUGUGUUUAUAUGAUCUACGUUUGAAGUCUGUUUCGAUAAUAUAAAAUACUUUUCGAUGUUAGCUGCCUCAUUUUAAUGAGUCCUUGUUAUCCAAUUGACCGAACUAGGUCCUCCUCCCCCAAGGAUUUCGCCUUCGAUUCCUCAAGUAUUUAGGCUGAGACCAUAAACCUUUUUGAAGCAUGGCCGACACAAAAGGAUGACGCUAUUUGAAGUUGGUAAAUGUUAGAAUGAACACGUUAGUGCCCUCCCACUGUGCCCACCAUGACGAUACCUCAAACAGGCUAAUUGGUUCUCCUGGUAUGCACGGUGAUUUCACUCAGAAUGCAUCCAAACGUUUGACCUCCAUUUUGCCUUGACAAAAUAUCUGACAUUAUAACUUGUCGUAGUUGAUAACAUUAAUCGGUCCAGUGGCGCACCAGGAUUUUUAACACCAAACCGGAAUGUCCCGCGACUAAUUUAUUAACUUCUGUAAGAAUCAGUGAACUUAUUUUUAAAAAGUAUGUUUCAUUUCAUGUCCACGUUCAACAGGCACCCCAACCUUCUCUUUCUAUCUUAAUAAAUUUGUGGAGAGUA